GGUUGAUAAAUGGGACAUUGCGCAGUGAGAAAUAGGAAAGGGUAACAAGCUCAAGACAGAAAUGGGAAAAUCAAUUGUAAUCGUUGGCGCUGGUGUGAUUGGCCUAGACGUUGCGCUCUUGCUUGCGGAACGUGGCUACGGGUCACAUAUCACGGUCAUCGCAGAACAUUUACCUGGAGACACGUCAAUAAAUUACACAUCGCCUUGGGCUGGAGCAAACUUCUCCGCAAUAUCGGGUAACGAUGCGAAUGCUCUCCGCUGGGACAAACUUGGCUAUGGCCACAUGAUGAAGCUCGCCGAGGAACACGGUGUCGAAGCUUGCAUUUCGAAAACACCUUCAUUCGAGUACUGGGACGAAAUGCCAUCGCGUACCAAGAUCGAUUCAAUGUCUGAAUACCUCAAAGAUUUCAAGAUUCUCGCCAAAUCAGAUAUCCCGGAAGGAUGUCAGUUUGGAGUUUCCUUCACUACCAUCACUGUCAACGCACCAAGAUAUAUCCAAUAUCUGCACCGGUUACUGAAAGAGAAAUACGGCGUAACUUUUAUUCGCGAAAAGCUCACAAGCAUCGAAUCAGCAUUCUCGCAUCCAUCGACAAAAGUUGUCUUCAACUGCACCGGCAACGGCGCGCGUGACCUACCAGGCGUCCAGGAUUCAAAAUGCUAUCCCACCAGGGGACAGAUUCUUCUCACAAGAGCACCACACAUUGCCAAGAAUGUAAUGCGCCAUGGAAAAGAUUAUGAGACGUAUAUUAUUCCAAGGCCGCAGUCGAAUGGAAAUAUCAUCCUUGGUGGAUUCAUGCAAAAGGGCGUAGGUACUGGAGAUACUUUCUCAAGCGAAUCUGAAUCGAUCCUGAAACGCACUACGACUCUACUUCCUGAAAUACUUACAGGUGGUGCAAUGGAGGUUUUGGCUGCAUUUUCCGGCUUACGGCCAUCGCGUGAGGGCGGUGCUCGCGUGGAGAGGACGAGUAUUCCGCUUGAUGGAUCGGGUAGUGGCAUUUUGGUACACAACUAUGGCGCCAGUGGUACUGGGUUCCAAGCUGGUCUCGGCAUGGCAAAUGAGGCAGUAGGUACUGUAGAAGAUGUGUUGUCGAGUUUGCCGCAGGCGAAGAGCAGGUUAUAGUCCCAAUUUGAAAUGAAGCCGUAUCUCGUUACCACCAUG
This is a messenger RNA of Cucurbitaria berberidis CBS 394.84, 1159 nucleotides long. Its product is annotated as FAD dependent oxidoreductase. The transcript is spliced from 5 exons. The record is from RefSeq and is a predicted model, not a curated record. NCBI's taxonomy places the organism in Eukaryota, Fungi, Ascomycota, Dothideomycetes, Pleosporales, Cucurbitariaceae. The coding region runs from base 62 to 1120 and encodes 352 amino acids. Gene Ontology annotation, molecular function: FAD binding; D-amino-acid oxidase activity.